UGCUGGAACUUCCAGGACUGGCAUGUGGGCAUUAUUAAAAUCUCACCAUUCAUCGGUCGCCCUGUUGUGCCUGUGCUUUAUGUGGACGGGGUGGUACUUUCUCUAGUACAUUGUACUUCUGUUGAACAGUUCCCAAUUUUGUGAGAUAGACAUGGAAUUAAAAAGUGUUUUCAUCAUGUGUGACUGUGACGGAUAGGUGUCUUCACUGAGGGCAGAGGGGCAGAAGUCACGCCUGCUCCUGAGCCAGACUGUGGAAGUUCUCCUUGACCUGCUCACAAGGCUGGCCACCCGCUACCCGUGUCAGUGUGACGUCACCAACAAGCCCGACUGACUCACGGAAAUUAUAAAUAACCAUGGAAAAAAAACCCACUAUAUUUUAUGCGCUAAUCUUUUGUUUUUAGAUUUCUUAGGUUUAAGUUUGGAUCUGGGAUGCAAAGAAACACCAGGAGCAAAAUUAACUCCAACACUUCUUAAUAAGAGAUACGAUUUUUAAUUGUUCAUAUAUAAUAUAUCAUUUACUUUUCAUAAGCCGCUAGUGCUUAACAACAUGGCCCCAAAAUAUAGUAUCAUAUCUUUGAUGAUCUUUGUAAGGGAGCUGUAUUAAAGUCGUGAAUCGAAAAACCAACGUUACAAAAUGUUCACAAAUUAUGAUCACAAAGUUUAUGAUCACAAAGUUUAUGAUCACAAAGUUUGUGAUCACAAAGUAGGCCUCCGCUACACCCACAGAGAAGUCCACUCAUACGUAGCCUACUCUCUGGACUGGAUCAAGACGUUCCCUCGAUCAGCACCGAUCCAACACAAUAAUAAUAUUAUAGUGCUCCUCCCUCAAGGAUUAAUGCUACACAAAGCAAUUUUUCGAAAACAAUAAAAACUGACGUCAUAGAACCAUG
Messenger RNA from Aplysia californica (California sea hare), 890 nucleotides. RefSeq lists its product as uncharacterized. Lineage: Eukaryota; Metazoa; Mollusca; Gastropoda; Aplysiida; Aplysiidae. The record is from RefSeq and is a predicted model, not a curated record.